CAGCGACUCUCCGCUACACCCUCAGCUCAGGUAAACGGGGAAGUGGACCUGCGGGAGCGGCUCUGAAAAGGCUUCACACACCCGCAGCGGACAUGACGGGAGAAAUUACCGAGCAGAAGAACUUUUCUGAAGUCAUAAGCCAGAUAUUGCAAAGUGCGCCAGAUGCGAGGAAACACCUUGUUGACAACCACAGCAACCUCCUGCAAGUGGCGGAUUACUGCGAGAACAGUUACCUCCAGGCAGAGGAUCAGACCAAGGCUUUGGAUGAGGCCAAGGCUUUGACUGCCCAGUCUCUGGCCAGUGUCUCCUACCAGAUCAACAGUCUGGCCACUACCAUGCUGAAGCUGCUGGACUCGCAGGCCAUGCAGAUCAGAGCUAUGGAGAAUUCAGUCAACCUGCUGUCACUGGCUGCAGCUAUCCACUUUGAGAAGGUGUCGAGGAGAGAGAUUGGUUCUUACACUACGGCCAAAGACAGGACUCGCUCCAGGCUGAUGGCUCUGCCGCCUUUAGGCAAGGAGCCAGAGAGGAGCCACCUAAGGGUGCCCAUAUCGUACUCUAGCUUGGACACUAUUGGACACUGCUUUCAGAUCAUUGACGAUCAGCCCAGAAAGAGAGCAGACAGCAUACUGAGCACUGCAGACAUCGUUGUAACCAGUCUCGGCAUCGCUGUGCCUCCUCCGUCAGUCCCCACCUUGCAAAGUGUCGCCAACCCCUCCAACGACAGCCUGCCCCCACCUCCUCCUCCGGCCUGUGGCCUGGACCCUGGGCUGCCCGCCCCUCCGCCCCCACCGCCCUUCUCUUCCUCCAUGGACUACGGCCUCCCCCCUCCGCCCCCCAUGACCUCGCCGACAUGUCAGCCCCCGCCACCCCCGCCGCCGCCGAUCGGCCUGUCCAACGCAGCCUACCCACCGCCUCCUCCGCCGCCGCCAUCAUCGGGAGCUGGACCUCUUCCCCCGCCGCCUCCUCCUCCUCCUCCAGUGUCAGGAGCUUCAUCUCCCCCACCUCCUCCUCCUCCACCACCUCCCCCUCUCCUACAUUAA
Limanda limanda (common dab) is the source of this 1040-nucleotide messenger RNA. It is a transcript of the gene abi3b, whose product is annotated as ABI family, member 3b. The transcript has 5 exons. Lineage: Eukaryota; Metazoa; Chordata; Actinopteri; Pleuronectiformes; Pleuronectidae. Gene Ontology annotation, cellular component: lamellipodium. Gene Ontology annotation, molecular function: SH3 domain binding. The record is from RefSeq and is a predicted model, not a curated record. Bases 93 to 1040 code for a protein of 315 amino acids.